AUGGAUAUCAACACAAGACAUGUCCCGGAGGAAACGACGCGGGCGAGGACGUUGGGAAAUGUCCGUUUAAGACAUCCAGAGACAAACGAGAUCAUAUUGAUCCCGACGCCAUCAGCAGAUCCAAACGACCCCUUAAAUUGGCCGCAAUGGUACAAGUACUACAUGGUGGGGUUGAUUUGCGUCGCCAUGAUGAUGUGCAACUUUCUGGCAGCGGGACCCUCGAUUGCGUUGCUGGAUACAGCAUUGGAGUUCUUCCCCGCGGCCGCCACUGAUACUAAUGUCCUCAAUCUCGCAAUCGCCAGGACUGCUUACUUCUUCACGACGACGGCCCUGCUCCAAGGGGUGGGCAACUUUUUCUGGGUGCCGCUCGCGAACAAGUUUGGCCGACGUUCAGUCUACAUCGCGAGCUACUCCAUCUACUUUGCAUGCACAAUAUGGCUCAUCUUUGACCGCUCUUAUGGUGGCUUCUUGUCCGGCCGGAUCCUGAUAGGAUUUGGCGCCGGAGCUGCAGAGACGAUUGCUCCCAUCUCCAUAGCGGACGUAUUCUUUUUGCACGAAAGAGGAACAAUCAUGGCGUUUGCCGCUUUGAUCGGCGUUGUGCUCCUGCUGGCAUUCUUUACCUUCCCCGAGACGGCGUACGAGAGAGACGACGCGAGCGCCGGGAACCGCCUAGAUUCGAUAGACUGGAGCAAACCUGGAUCGACGAGGUCGGAAGGCGAGCUGCCCGCUAGCCCGCUCGGAACUUCGACGAGACGCUCAAAGCAAUCAUAUCUGUCUUCGCUGAAAAUAUUCAACAAGACACUGACACAGGAGAGCUUGUUGAAGCUCGCAGUGCGGCCCUUGGGGCUGAUCCUCUUGCCGCCGGUCCUCUGGGCGGCGCUGGUGCAGGUUGUGACUGUCGGUUUCCUCGUGGCUGUGUCGUCGAAUGCCGGUCUCGCGUUCUAUGCCGCAUAUAGAUUCGACUCGUGGCAGAUUGGCCUCUGCUUCAUUGCUGGCAUCCUCGGUGCUCUGCUUGGCAUCCCUGCCGGUGGCCAUCUUGGCGACAUGGUUGCAGAUUGGUUUACCAGACGAAACGGUGGGAUGCGGGAUCCGGAGAUGCGACUUCCUGGCAUGGCCAUCAGUAUGAUCACCACGCCGUUGGCCCUCAUCCUCUACGGCGUCGGCAUCGGUAACCAGCUGCACUGGAUCUGUCCCACCAUCGGUAUUGGACUUCUAACCUUUUCCAUCUCUCAAGGAACUAACAUCUGUCUCGUGUACGUGAUUGAUGCCUACCGGCCCGUCGCGGGCGAGAUCACCCUAGCGGUCAUGGGCUUCAAGUCGCUCUUCGGCUUUCUUCUAUCGUUCUACACCAAUACUUGGGUCGAGGAGGCAGGGUACGACAACGCGUUUGGGGCCAUGGCGGGAAUCGCAUUUGCCGUCUUGGUUAUGUGGGUGCCGUUAUUCGUCUGGGGCAAGGCGAUACGACACGAGUCGUGGAAGUGGCCGAUCAUCCGGUAUAUCCAUUGGAGCGAAGACAGGGAGGUGGGGGAAUAA
This is a messenger RNA of Colletotrichum orchidophilum, 1533 nucleotides long. RefSeq lists its product as uncharacterized. Gene Ontology annotation, molecular function: transmembrane transporter activity. The record is from RefSeq and is a predicted model, not a curated record. Lineage: Eukaryota; Fungi; Ascomycota; Sordariomycetes; Glomerellales; Glomerellaceae. The coding region runs from base 1 to 1533 and encodes 510 amino acids. The transcript has 6 exons. Gene Ontology annotation, biological process: transmembrane transport.